Cryptomeria japonica (Japanese cedar) is the source of this 2916-nucleotide messenger RNA. RefSeq lists its product as uncharacterized. Gene Ontology annotation, cellular component: intracellular membrane-bounded organelle. The transcript has a single exon. The record is from RefSeq and is a predicted model, not a curated record. NCBI's taxonomy places the organism in Eukaryota, Viridiplantae, Streptophyta, Pinopsida, Cupressales, Cupressaceae. Bases 1 to 2916 code for a protein of 971 amino acids.
AUGUAUCACACUGUGCGCUGCAGCUUAAAGAAAAUGAAGGCGAAGUGUUAUCCACACGCUCGGAAGAUGCUCGCCAUCCUCAUCCUGGGAGUGGCCCGCCUAAUUCUGGAAAAUGAGAGCCUUUCGCAAAGCUCACAUUCUCUGGGCAAACUGAAGAUCGAAUAUGAAAGUAUGUUGGAAGAGACGAUUGAUCGUUUUUCAGAAGUUGAGGAGCACUGUGCAUCUGUUGCAAGUGAGGCGUCUCCUUGUUAUCGUGAUGGUACUUGGUGGGUUCCAAAGGAAUUUCCACUCUCUGGAGAAUGGGAGCAGGAGAAUGGGUCCGCGCCUCUUUUACCUUUACAUUCCCAACAGGAGGACAAAAUUUUCAAAGUGGCUUCGUUAGAUCUGCAUCCCCAAGUUUCAGAUUUCUUAUGUGGGCUCAACACCAAAGUUGCGAAUCUCACCGCAUUCGUAUGCUUGUACAUAUCCAAUAACAAAAGCAGUCUUAUCAAUAACGAGAUCUGGACGGGCUAUGGAAAUCAACCGGGCAUAACUCAACUUUGCAUUAACUUGCUAGGAAUUUUCACAGAAUUAAAUAGCGGUGAUCAGAAUCUGUGUAUGUUGGGCCGAUCGAUGGUGCCCCUACGGCAUAUUAAUCCUUCUGCUCGCUCAAAAUGGUCGGUGCCUCCACUGGAUGAAGAUGAAAAAAUUCUACUUCGCCUGCAGAUUCCGCCAAGCAAUGGGCUAACCUCCAGAAAGAUUGUUGCACGAUUGGCAAGCUUCCGUGCUUCAGAUCAUCGAAUGUUCUUUGAUCCCAUCGAGAUCACCUUCGCAUUGGAUUACUUGCCGCCCUACAAAUUCAUUACAGACAGCAUGGUGGAAAACGCGUGCAAGGCACAGGUUCAUGAAAAUAAGUUCACGGAUCUGGAAUUAUACCAGGGGAAAUUUUGGAGCUGUGAUUUCUUAAGGUCAUUAUUGGAGCAUUGGACUUUGGAGGGAAUCCCAAAUUGGGAAUGCAAAAGCCCAGUAGAGUAUUGUAUCAGGGUUGGUCCUUUCGCCAAUCAAGGGGGUUUCAGCUAUUCCAGGAUUUUUAUUCAAAGAUUUGAAUGCCUUCAAUCCAAUGCACAUCCAGAUUUCAAUAUCAGUGCGGCUAUUAGUGUUGUGCCUGCAGUAGAACACAACACCGGGACCGCUGGAUUAGGAUCAGUCCGGGAGAACCAAAACAAUAUGUGGAUCCAAGCAAAAUGGAGCAAAGCAUCGCCUGGUAAGAUUUGUAUGGUGGGAUGCCUUGCAUCUACCCUUACCCCUGCUUGUGAUUUUCAAGUUUCUUUCUACAUUCCAGAAUCACUUUCACUCAAGCAGCGCAAUAUUGUAGUGGGUUUUAUUUCUAGCAUUCACAAGGACUCCAAAGCCUUGUAUCCUCUCUCCUUUGAGCACCCAAUACAACCACGUAUAUCUCUGCCCUAUGGUUUCGAUAAUGAAAUGCCAUACGACUACGCCAAGAAUACAAUUGCAGAAUCUCUUCUGGAGAGAAAAAAUUCAAAGGCUAUGGGUGAUCUGAUACGAUGGCAUUUGUUCAAAUAUCCAUGGAGGAAAUUAGGACAAUCAAGGGAUAGUUUUUAUAUCUUAGGCAGAGAUCUUUCAGUGCAUUCAGCCAUCGUUUCUUGUGGAGUGAAUUCAAAUGCUACGAUGAAUCUGGACAUCAUAGCUAUUGAGAACUUUGUGGGGAUGGAUUUAUCAGAUGCAUCAUACGGCUACAACUAUGGAAGGAUUUCUUGCAUCUUGAAGCAAGGGCAAACCUCUCAAGAUGAAAGGUCGUUACUCAAAGUGGCAGCGCAGUUCAAAUUGCAGGGGAUUUUUCCUACCCUGAUCAAGCUAUCCGUUGAGGGUGUGUACGAUCCGCGAAAGGGUAAGAUGGAUCUUGUAGGCUGUCGUGAUAUUCGGGAUCGUACAGAAAUUCUUCGCAGCAAUAGUAGCAUUGAUGUGAAAGAUGGUCUGGAUUGUCAAAUUGAACUGAAUCUACAGUACCCACCAACGAAUUUCAGGCUCCUCAUAGAUCGGUCCGUGAAAGUGUCAAUCAGAAGCAACAGAACAGAGAGCGAUCCACUUUAUUUCAAACCACUAGAGGUGCAUUCAGCACAAACUUCUUACACUGGAGAGACAGUAGAGGCUAUUCCUCGAACAAUUUUGGAGCCAGUUCUGAACAUUUUGUCUCUCUGCCUUGCAAUUGCAUGUAUAGUGAGUCAAUUACUGUAUGUUAGGCACAAUGCAGAGGCAGGUGCAUACACUUCACUUGUAAUGGUGGGCAUCCAAGCUCUGAGUUACGGUAUAUCUCUCACAACUAGGAUAGAUUACUUCUACUUUAAAAGCUCAGAUCCCCCUUAUAAACAGGAGGAGUAUAGCUGUCCAACGGAACAAAAUCCUCCUCCCCUGUUUGAUAUCCUAAUCAAUGUCAUGCUAUUGCUUGCAUUUACCUUCACAGUAAAACUUUUCCACACAGUUUGGCAAUCUCGUCUUCGUCUCACCCAAAUACCAAGUGAAAAAUUGGUGCUGCUCUGGUGCGGAGUUAUGUACGGCAUUUGUUUCGUCAUAGAGAUUUGUGCUGGCAUUGCUAAAGUCCCCAUUAAUGUUGUCUCUUCUCUCAGUUAUGGCCAGCAGACAGAUUGGAAGGAGGCGGUUAGGCCAUACGUGCGAUUGAUUCAGGAUUUCUUUUUGCUUCCUCAAUUUUUUUGCAUUUCUGAAUGGAAAUAUAACGGUAAAUCUCUGAGGAAAUGUUAUUACGUUGGUAUUACUGCUCUGUGCAUCCUUCCUCAAAUAUACAAUUACGCGUAUGAUCGCAAUUCCCAAGGCGAAUUCUGGUCGAUUGCUGUUGUGAUUUUGGCUGUCGUCGUUUACCGCCGGCAAACUGGAUCAGAAGACGGAGAGCUGAUGAACUAA